CUCGCCCAAAUUAUUCUUGUCUCCAUAACCGCAUCACAACGCUUCCAUUGUCAUUCUCUAUUCUUUUCACAAUGCUCGCAAGACAGAUGUUCCGCCCUAUACGGACACUACAGAGUCACGUCCGCCGAUACGCGACAGAGCCACCAGCCAGAGGUGGGCCGAGCCCUCUUAUGUAUGCCGGUAUAGCUGCUGUGGGCGGUGCUGGUGCUUGGUACUACCUUACUGGUAAUGCGAAAGAGCAGGUCGCGUCAAAGGUCGACGCUGCGAAAAGUCUUGCGGGCGCCGAAUCCAAGAAAACAUUUACAGGUGGCGAUCAGGGCUUUAUCUCUCUGAAGCUCGAAUCAGUCGAAAAUGUCAACCACAAUACCAAGAAAUUUCGGUUUCAUCUACCAGAAGAUGAUGCCGUCUCAGGCCUCCAUGUCGCUUCUGCGCUCCUCACCAAGUACAAAGGUCCAGAUAUGGAAAAGCCGGUUCUUCGACCUUACACCCCGGUGAGCGAUGAAGACCAGAAGGGAUACCUCGAUCUUCUCGUCAAGAAAUACCCAAACGGUCCUAUGUCCGAACAUAUGCACGAUAUGGAGCCAGGUCAGCGACUAGACUUCAAGGGACCUCUGCCAAAGUACCCAUGGUCGGUUAACAAACACGAGCAUAUCGUCCUUAUCGCGGGAGGGACCGGCAUCACGCCAAUGUACCAGCUCGUAAGAGCCAUUUUUAAUAAUCCUGAAGAUAAGACUAGGGUCUCGUUGAUAUUUGGCAACAUUUCUGAGGAGGACAUUCUUCUGAAGAAAGAAUUCGAGCAGCUUGAAAAUCAAUACCCACGUCGGUUCCGUGGAUUUUAUGUCCUUGACAAGCCUUCAGAGAAUUGGCAGGGCGGCAAGGGCUUCAUCACUAAAGAACUUGUCAAGACUGUCGCACCUGAACCGAAAGAGGGCGACAAGGUCAAGGUCUUCGUUUGCGGUCCGCCAGGUCUUUACAAAGCGCUUAGUGGUACUAAGAAGAGCCCAUCAGACCAGGGAGAGCUUGACGGAGUCCUCAAGGAACUUGGGUACAGCAAAGAUCAGGUAUACAAGUUUUAGAAUAAAUUGAAUGUACAAGCUUAAGAUGCCAAAGCUGUCUGCCUACGUUAUGGCAUAAUGC
This is a messenger RNA of Pseudovirgaria hyperparasitica, 1137 nucleotides long. RefSeq names its product oxidoreductase NAD-binding domain-containing protein. NCBI's taxonomy places the organism in Eukaryota, Fungi, Ascomycota, Dothideomycetes, Acrospermales, Acrospermaceae. Bases 72 to 1076 code for a protein of 334 amino acids. The transcript is spliced from 4 exons. The record is from RefSeq and is a predicted model, not a curated record. Gene Ontology annotation, molecular function: cytochrome-b5 reductase activity, acting on NAD(P)H. Gene Ontology annotation, biological process: ergosterol biosynthetic process.